Molecule: messenger RNA, 1584 nt
Organism: Trifolium pratense (red clover)
Lineage: Eukaryota; Viridiplantae; Streptophyta; Magnoliopsida; Fabales; Fabaceae
Exons: 7
Coding region: 498-1388 (296 amino acids)
Biological process (GO): snRNA transcription by RNA polymerase III; snRNA transcription by RNA polymerase II
Cellular component (GO): snRNA-activating protein complex
Molecular function (GO): sequence-specific DNA binding
Source: RefSeq, a predicted model, not a curated record
ACAUAAUGGAGUCAGAGAUUUGUUUAAAUGCCAAUUACUGUGUGAAAGACUAAUUUGGUACUUUAAUGACAUUAAUUUUUUUUUUUUUAUUGGCUUGAGACCUAACAAUAUACUGUUCCUUAAAAUUUCAGGUUAAUUUUUUUUUUUUUACCAAUUUGGAUACAUCAUGCAUCUUUUGGGACAACAAAACGUACGGAGGGGAUAAUUUUGUAAAAGAGCUAGAAGAGAACGCAGCUGCUUCAAACCAUUAGAACUUUUGAGCUCCAACGCCACCGCGACAGUGCCGCCAAACGCCAUCUUUCUCGCCAACGACCAUAACAGACUUUGUUUCUACCACCACCACAUCAGUUGUACGCGUCUUCCCUUCUCCCUCUCUCAAACACGGCGACGCCCGACGGCGAGUAGCCGGCCACGCCACUCUCCUCUCCCUCCCUUUCGAUUACAAAGCUCUCUCUCUCUCAACAUAUUUUCUGAGCUGCAAAUUAGGGUUCUUCACUAUGAAUAUUGAUAAUUUCAAGAAAGACAUUGAUGUACUUAUAGCUCAAUUCACUCAGGAUGAAUCAAAAACUUUGGCUGAUAUGAAGAGAGUAUGGAUUUCUAAGAAGUUUUCCUACAUUUAUGAAGCUCGUCCUUCGACCAACUUGGCCUUCUUUAUGCAAUCUCUGUAUGCUCAUUGUAUAGGUUACAUGGUUAGCACAGGUUCUUUAUCAAACAGAUUGGGUGGCCUUUAUUGCCUCUACUGUCUUUAUGAGACUCAACCAUUCAAGCCACCUUUUAAGGUCUAUAUAUCCGUUGGAGAGUUAAAGAAUCUUAGAGUCCUUGUUGUUGAUGCAAAGGCAAAUGAUAUUAGAGUGGUGUCUGCUUUAGUCAAAAGAAUGCUGGAAAGAAACAUGUUCCUUUUUGGCAUUGUCGACUUAGUGGAAAGUUCUGUCACAGAAACAGUAAAUCAACUCCAACAAGUACAGAAUACCUGUAUUCAAAUUGCAUAUAAAGAGUUGUUUGAUAAAGAGCCUAUUGAAAACUAUGUCUGCAUGGACCUUGGAAUGGAAUUCGAGCUUAAUUUGCUGAAGAAAAUGUCAGCUGAAUAUGCCGAGGCCAAGAAUGUAGCUGUUAAAGAAGCCAGCAGUAUAUUGGAUGUCCAAAACAUAAAGCACAUAUCAGAAAACAAGGAACUGAUAGGAGAUGUUGUGGAGAAGAUUGCCGAUGAUUGGCAAGUCCAGAAACAAACAUUUUAUAAACAAACAGGAUUGGGGGAGAAUGAUUGGCAAGUCCAGAAACAAACAUUUUAUAAACAAACAGGAUUGGGGGAGAAUGAUGGAUAUGUAGUGGAGCUGGAGCAAUUUCUUCUGCAGGAGAAUUCAGAUGAUGAUGAGAAUAAUCAAGACUGAAGACAAACUUCUAAGUUGUAAUUUCUAGUGUACAGGGAAAUAACAUUAGUUUAUAGUCUUUUGUUUAAAUUGCGCGUCAUUUCAAAGAAGUGUAUUUUUUUCUUAGAAGAAAAAGUCCUUUGUAUUGGAAAAUAUAGCAUUUGAAUACUUAACACAAGAAUUAUAGAAAAAUCUCGCAUAAAAUCCAAGAGGAAAA